CCGGUAUUUUGACUCUGGGCUGUUUUUAGCCCUCCAGAGAUAGCUUACGUAAGCUACAGACAGCCGCGGCGGUGCCUAUUCAUCGCUGCUCCAGCCACGGCGCAAAAAAACCGCUUCGCGACAAGCCUAGCAGACCCUAAGCGCCAAUGCGAAUUACACUCCUCAUUGCUGGCGCCGCGAUUGCUGGCGCCGCAGCGGCCGCUCCAAAAUCAGACCCGCUAUCAGCCUGGCUCUACAACCUGGAAUUUCCCCUGCCCGACGCGCACGGAGUAGUCGACGGCGUCGACGUGUCAUUGACGCAAGCGACCUGUACUCAUGCACAAAUAAAAUCACUGGAAGCGACCGGUUAUCAAACAACGAUCAGCAUCAAUACAAAAGACGCGGCCCUCGACUGCGCGUUUUCGUGGGCCUACCAAACACAACAUCUGAAAGGCAACGGCCGCGCGUCGGCGUCGCUGUUAGUGAAGAAGGCGGCGGCCUCCAUUAUUCUCAAUGCGUCUCAGGAAACGAGACCGCGCCCCAUAUCAUCAUCGCUGCGGAACUGCUCCGCCGCCGCGAAGGUCACGGCUCUGAAGGUGAAAGGCGGGCUCACCGGAGCACUCUUGGAAUUGCUGGCGCCCUGGAUCGAGCGCAAAUUAUCUGGGGAAGUGGGACCCGCGCUCUGUGGCACCUUGAAGCCGCUCGUCGACGCGAAUCUGACUCGCUUGAUCCGAACGACGACCGCCCUCGCGAGCACGUGCGCCAUGAAAGCGCGGCGCCGCAAUGAACGCGACUUACAACAAGCCGGCGCCGCGUCCCGAUCGGAUCUCCUGGAUUGGCGGACGCCCCGCGUGACGGCUCUUACCAAGAUCGCGGGGCGGCUCGGCAACUGCGCGGCACGGCAAGGUGUGAAUAUGAACCUGAACGUCUCCAAAACCUUCCGGACGCCCCUGGGCGAUAUCAAGGUAGGCGUGACGUAUCUGAACGUCCGAGGCGUCUCCGAAUUGUCGAUAGCACCGGCGCGCAACAAUUCGUUCGUAGCGAGGGCAACGGGCGACGUCGCCAUCAAAUCAACGAUAAACCUGGAGGUGACGUCGCCGCUGAGCCCAUCUUCAUUAACAGAGACCUUCGCGGCGUCGGUCUCCGCGCGAAAGGCUUCAAUCGACGGCGCGCUCCGCGUGGCACUCGCCCCGACGAAGAGCCAGCCUUUUGGCGCGUUGGUCCGGACGCCUUUACAAUGCCUCGCCCGGAGCCUCGAUACGGUCUCCAUCACAGACAUAGAUAUAGCCGCGGCGGCCUACGCGCGGGCCGAGCUCGCGCCGCAAGGAACGCCGUCGCCACUCGCGGCAGGCGUCGACGCUACACUAAACGUGCUCUUCGAUCUGAUCGUGAGAAGCUUCCCCGGCUUCAUAGAUGACGCGAUCGCGUGUUCAAUGGACGCGGCACGAGAAAAUGCGAACGACGAUGUACAGAGACGCAUCGCAACGGCGCGGCGCGCGCCCUGCGCGCCACCAUCUACCAAAGGUACGGUAGACUGGGCCGCCUCACCUUUGUUGGAUGCUCUGGACGGCCUUUCGGUGGAGACGGCGAAUUUCGGACUGCAGUGUCUCGUCGAGGGCCGCACGACAGCUAUAGGGGAAGCGGCCGUCACCGUCAAUGGCGUGGACACUCUGUCAAAGCUCGACCUGAGCGGACGCGGUUCCGAGAUCGACGCGGCGCUCGGCAUUGAUGGCCCUGCGUCCGUUGUUGUAAAGGUGGACGGCAAAAACGCGUCCUUGCAUAUCAGCGAUUUAUCCAUUGAUGCCUCGGUGACCGUGCCGCUUGUUUCGACGAUUGAGGACGCCACGUUGGAUGACGGCGGUUGUGCCUUCAUCACCAGCCUUGGCCCGCCGGCCGUGGACACGCUGUCAAUUCAAGCGCAGUCGUCCUUGGCUGUAAACGGUUUCGACGGUCAGACGAAUGAAGCGCUGUCGAAUGUGGGAAGCGCCUUGGCCUACGAGGUCGGCGACGUCUGGAAUGACAAUGGUCGUGUAGCAUUGAAUGCGCGCUGGGCGGCGCAGCUCGACGCGGCGUCGAAGCGGUGUUCUGGCGACAAGCACAAGAAACAGAGCAAGGCGCCCUGGGCCCUGGUCAUUUGUGUUGUGCUUGUGGCCGUCGUCGCCAUCGUGUUCAUCGGUCUGAAAGUCGACGACGCCCUGGCCCCAAAUGAACUCGAGGCCCCGUUGCUCCCUGAACAACCUUCUAUAGAGGAGGACCUCGAGCUCCUCACCUCACCACAAUCUCUAGCGACGAACGCACCUCCUUACAUGAAAAUACUCCUACCCAUGGGCUUAGUACUGACCACAGCCCUCUUCAUCUGGUCCCACGUCGCCUACGCCGCAACGGUCAAGCUCGAGGUACGCCUAUUACCACAUGCCGGCCUGGCGGGCGGCGCGGAAGUGCUCCACCUGGGCGACCUCUUCAGAUUUUCCCUCACGAGUAGUGUCAAGGACAUGUGGCAGGCCCACGUCUACGUGUUGGCUGUGUUGGUGGCUUUGUGUUCGGGCGUCUGGCCCUAUACCAAAAUAAUACUGUUGGGGGUUUGUUGGUUCUACACCCCACCCAAGCGUGGCCAAAUACUAGAGUGGAUUGAUGUAUUAGGUAAGUGGGCGCUAGUCGACACCUUCGUCAUGACGCUGAUGUUGGUGGCUUUUCAUUUCGAUGUUACUGUUGGGGAUACGACUGGUGACAUAAAAGCAGCGUCACUGGUCGACGCGGUGACCGUGCGCGUCUUCGUCGAAGCCCUACCGUCGUUCUUCGUCUAUGUUUUAGCCUCGUGUCUGUCGUUGGUGCUUGGGCAUGUGACAGUCGCCCGGCACCGGUCGUUUGACGUGGUAGACGAUGCGCCGUUGGCACUAUGUUCGAUGAGGUACAUUUUAGGUUUCGCGGCGAUGCUUGUUUUGGUGAUAGUGGGCUGCUGCCUGGCGUCCUUCGACUUCCACAUUCAGGGGCUGGCCGGAUUAGUUUUGGGCGACAAGGCGAAGCGAAGGUAUUCUUUGAUCUCUCUAGGUGAGGCAAUCCCCGGCAGCAGCAAGGAUGCAAGAGGGGCUGUGAGUCUAGAGGUCGUCUACUUCUUCUUCGGCUUCGCGCUGCCAUUAGUACAGCUGGUAUUAUUAGCGGUGCUUUGGGUGGUACCGCUCUCAUUAAAGCUGCAGCAACGACUGUACGUGGCCUGCGAGGUGAGCACGUCGUGGGCCGCGCUCGACGUCUUCGCCGUUGGCGUCGUGGCCGCUUUGUUAGAGAUCUCAAAGUUCGCGCAGUUCAUGGUCGGCCACCGCUGCGACGCUCUGAAUAGAUUCCUGGGCAAGCACCUCGACCGCGCGCUCGGCGGCGACGACAAGUGCUUCGACGUGUCCACGGAGCUCACGCGCGGCGCCUGGGUGCUCUUGCCGGCCGCUUUUGUGAGUGGCGUCGUCGGGGUCGUGCUCCUGCGCAAGGCGAAGGCGAAGCUCGACGAGCGCGUCGAGCGCGCGCGGGCGAAGGACGACGAGGCGUCUUCUGCUUCCUCGAGCGAUGGGGAGGACUCGCUGAGCUUGUGA
Pelagomonas calceolata is the source of this 3557-nucleotide messenger RNA. Lineage: Eukaryota; Pelagophyceae; Pelagomonadales; Pelagomonadaceae. The record is from the annotation of a GenBank genome assembly.